Juglans microcarpa x Juglans regia is the source of this 2296-nucleotide messenger RNA. RefSeq lists its product as uncharacterized. The transcript is spliced from 8 exons. The record is from RefSeq and is a predicted model, not a curated record. Bases 59 to 2200 code for a protein of 713 amino acids. Gene Ontology annotation, molecular function: protein binding. Lineage: Eukaryota; Viridiplantae; Streptophyta; Magnoliopsida; Fagales; Juglandaceae.
CUCCAUUCUAUAUAUCUAGCUUCCAAUAAUAUUAGAAAUACGUAGAAAGGAGAGAAACAUGGAAUAUUCCAUCGUCCAAGGUUCGAGUCCAGAAGAGGGGAAGACUUUGUUCGAAAUGGCCAUGAAAGGGAAAUGGAGUGAAGUCGUGGAUACAUGUACGGCAAACCCAUUUCUUCUAUCGGCCGGUGGUAUCACCAGGACAAAGGACACGCUAUUACACCUAGCUGUCUCUGAAGGCCAAGAAAAGACGGUCCUGGAAAUUACAAAGGUCAUAUUGGAACUACCAAUUAGUAAGGAGUUUGUUGGACGUAGAAACGAUGGAGGGAAUACCGCUCUUCAUCUUGCUGCAGUGGUGGGGAAUGUUGCCAUGUGUAAGUGCAUAGCAGGGAUUGAUUCUUCGUUGAUCGUUGCACGUAAUGAAGAGGGAGAAACUCCCCUUUCAUUGGCAGUGCUCUUUGGUAAAAACCAAGCAUUCCUAUGUCUUACCCAAAUACUUAUGCCGGAUAAGGAGCAAUUUAGCCAUUCCAAAACGAUGAAAUAUGGUACUCACGGGUACACGAUUCUUCACUACGCCAUUAAUGGAGACCAUUAUGAUUUGGCAUUGGACAUAAUUAAAUUGUACGGUGAACGAGGUUAUAACGUUAACGUUGCUAAUGAGGAAGGAAUCACGCCUUUCCAUCUACUAGCGGGCAAGCCUUCGGCUUUCCCAAGCGGGAGUCUUCUUCUUCUUGGAUGGUGCAAAACAAUCAUAUAUCACUGCAUGAUUGUUGAUGAGCACGACGUGGAACAAAAUGAUGAUCACCCGAUAGAAAGGAACUACAGAGCAUGCAUCAACUUCUUACUAUUGUUUCGGAGUUUGGUUAGAUUAAUUGUACAAGUCGCUAUCAGAUGUAAUGUUAGAGAACAGAGAGAUGAAGAGAGCCCUGAAACACAGCCCGCAAAUCCAGAACUCAGAGCUCAGAAUGGAGCUUGGAAGCAUCGAUUUUCUCCGGCUAUCUAUGGCCUUUUCUACAAAAUUUUCAAGCUUGCAAACAGGACAAUGGUGAUAGUUCUAAUUGCUCUAGGAAUUCCCACGAUAGGAAAGAUAUAUGAGGAGAAAAAGAAGCACAAGUUGUCCAUUCUGAUCAUGAACGAACUUCUAAGGAGUACUGUCGAUGAGGUGUACGAAUACUAUUACCGUGGGAAGAAGCCCUUGCACCCGUCAGAUACAGCCACAAUAGACCCGGACGAAAUAGAUCCAUAUCUCGAUGAAUUAGGUGACACCCAAACAGAGACUCCUAUAUUAAUUGCUGCUCGAAAUGGCAUUUCCGAAAUUGUGGAGAAAAUUCUGGAACUGUUUCCGAUUGCCAUACACGACAUGAAUGAAGAAAACAAGAAUGUGAUGUUGUUGGCGGUGCAGUACAGACAACCACAUGUAUUUCAAAUCCUGCUACAGAAAAAUAUCAUGAUCAGAGACAGGGUGUUACGGGUGGUGGAUAAAAGUGGGAAUAAUGCAGCUCAUCUCGCGGCUGAGCUUGGAGCAUAUAGGCCUUGGCUGAUUCCCGGGGAAGCCUUGCAAAUGCAAUGGGAAAUGAAAUGGUUUGAGUUCGUGACACAGAACAUUCCCUCUAACCUUCUUACCCGCUGCAACAACGAGGGCAAGACCCCUGAGGAACUUUUCAUCGAGAAUCACAAGCAGCUCGUCAAGGACGGUGGCAAAUGGUUAAUUAAAACCUCCGAAUCCUACUCCCUUGUCGCCGCACUUAUAGCCACUGUGGCAUUUGCCAGCUCCACCGCAGUUCCUGGAGGCGUCAAGGAGGAUAAUGGCAUUCCAACAUUUGAAAACAGAACCCCAUUCCACCUCUUUGCCAUCUCAUCACUCAUCGCACUCUGCUUCUCGGUCACGGCUUUGGUCACAUUCCUCUCCAUCUUAACAUCAAGGAAUAAAGAAAAGGAUUUCGGAAAGGAUUUGCCAACGAAGCUCUUGAUAGGUUUAACGUCCUUGUUCUUUUCCAUAGCUGCAGUGCUGAUUACAUUCUGCUCGGGACAUUUCUUUGUGAUAGACGAAAAGUUGAAAUAUGUGGCGUAUCCAGUGUAUGCCGCAACCUGCCUACCGGUAACUUUUUUUGCUGUGAUGCAGUUUCCGCUGUAUUUUGAUCUUAUUGAAUCUACCUUCAAGAAGGUGCCACGACGUAGCUACAAGGCGUCCGUUCUGAUCUAAGUAAUGUUUGAUCUGUUAUGGGAAAAAAGAAAAAAGAUCAACUGUUUGUCAUAUAUUCUAUAUUAUAUGUACGAUGAAAUUAAUGUUCGAAUGCAU